CCUAUAUUAAAUAAAACCCAUUUUUACGGAAGGGCGACAUAUUUACCAUUUCGCCUCCACAGAAGUUCUCUUUACUCCAUUGCAUUCUCAUAUCCAUCAUUCCACUCUCAGCGCUUCAGAGAUCGAAUAUCCAGUGAAAUCUGUUAGAAGGAAGAAGAAUCAAGAAGUGAAGGAUGGGUCAGAUCCAGUACUCUGAGAAAUACUUUGAUGAUACCAACGAGUAUAGGCAUGUGGUUCUUCCUCCUGAAGUGGCAAAGCUGCUCCCCAAGAACCGGCUUCUAUCUGAGAAUGAAUGGCGUGCUAUCGGUGUUCAGCAGAGCCGUGGGUGGGUUCACUAUGCAAUUCAUCGCCCUGAGCCCCAUAUUAUGCUCUUCAGGAGGCCUCUGAACUAUCAGCAACAACAGGAGAAUCAGGCUCAACAAAACUUGCUUGCUAAGUGAUCUUUUUAAACUCUUAAUAUGUUAAAACAAAUUCAUUGAAAGCACUUUAGGGUUUAUGCUCUGCAUAAACAGUUGAAUAUUCUCUGGAAUUGCUGGUAUUGUACUUUAAUUUUCUCUUAUGGAGAAGUAAAUCUUAAGCUCUUAUGUUGUUUAAACAUAAGGGUCGUUACUAUUGUCAUCUGCACUGAUUGAUUAAACAUAUGGCUGUACUUCUAGCAUAUUGCUUAUGUUUUGUGGAGGAAAAAUGAAGUGAGUCAGUUGAUGUUCUAUCA
Tripterygium wilfordii is the source of this 712-nucleotide messenger RNA. Its product is annotated as cyclin-dependent kinases regulatory subunit 1-like. The coding region runs from base 174 to 440 and encodes 88 amino acids. Gene Ontology annotation, molecular function: cyclin-dependent protein serine/threonine kinase activator activity; histone binding; ubiquitin binding. Gene Ontology annotation, biological process: regulation of mitotic cell cycle. NCBI's taxonomy places the organism in Eukaryota, Viridiplantae, Streptophyta, Magnoliopsida, Celastrales, Celastraceae. The record is from RefSeq and is a predicted model, not a curated record. Gene Ontology annotation, cellular component: SCF ubiquitin ligase complex; cyclin-dependent protein kinase holoenzyme complex. The transcript is spliced from 4 exons.